Candidozyma haemuli is the source of this 4062-nucleotide messenger RNA. RefSeq names its product pseudouridine synthase family protein. The transcript has 2 exons. Gene Ontology annotation, molecular function: pseudouridine synthase activity; RNA binding. Gene Ontology annotation, biological process: pseudouridine synthesis. Bases 1 to 4062 code for a protein of 1353 amino acids. The record is from RefSeq and is a predicted model, not a curated record. NCBI's taxonomy places the organism in Eukaryota, Fungi, Ascomycota, Pichiomycetes, Serinales, Metschnikowiaceae.
AUGACAUCCAGACCCGCUUACCUCAUCGAAAAUGGCCUACGCCGCGUGAAACCGUACUACCACGAUUUCACCACUACCGUGAAGACAAGAUGGCAUAACAAGACGGCUGCACAGGUUCUAACUGGCGAACUUGGCCAGGAUCCAAGGGUUGUUGACCAGGGAAUUCAGAGUGGUAGGAUUUUUGUAUCUUCAGAUUGGAACUUGACAGAAAAUGGGAAUAAGCUUCUGCCUGAAGAUACCAGAACGCAUCUCUUUCGAAACCACGAUAGAAUGCACAAUUUACAGCAUAUUCACGAGCCUCCUAUUCUAUAUAAAGGGCCAGUUCCGGUGGUUAUGGAAAAUGAAGAGUUGUUGGUGGUUUCUAAACCGCUGGGGAUGCCUACUCAUCCUAGUGGAUCAUAUAGACUUAAUAGUCUUACAAGAGUACUAGAAGUUGAACAAGGGUAUACUAAGCUUUCGCCGUGUCAUCGGUUGGAUAAAGCUACAUCAGGGCUUCUUGUUUUGGCGAAAAAUAUCGAGGUCGUUAAGAAGUUUCAGGCUAUAUUUAACGAUAAGCAGAACACUAUGAAAUGGUACUUGGCAAGAGUCAAAGGUAAGUUUCCUGCUACGCCAUUUAUUCACGAGCAGCCAGUGUUUUCAGUGAGCUUUAGCGGAUACAUAAAGAUACGGAAUAAAAGUGAAGUGCCCAUGUCGCUCACAGGGUUCGAGCUUCUUCGGUACUCAGAGACAUUGAAUGAGAGUAUUGUCAAGUGUAAGGCUAUUACAGGAAAAAUGCACCAGAUUCGGAUCCACUUGAGGAACUUGGGGUACCCAAUUGUCAACGAUUACCUCUAUAAUCCAGAUCCAGCUAUCAUAGCGGGGCAGUUCAAAAACAAGCUAGAGCUUGAAAUGUAUAAGAAGGCAGAUGAAAAGCUCAGAGCCACUGGAGAGAAGUUUCUUGAUUUGGACGCUCUCAUGGAAGAAAAUCCUUCUUUGGAGGAAGAUUUGGCAAAGCUCAAGCCGCUACGGAAAGCCAACGACGAUCUAAUCAAGCUAGGGGAGUGUCCUGAAUGCUACAGACUGCUCUUCUCAGAUCCCGUCAAUGAAGAAAUCUAUUUACAUGCGUACCACGUGGUACACAAUGGAGACACGAAGUUUGACGUGAAGACAGACAAGGUCUCAUCACAUACUGACCUCGAUAACCUUAUAGAGGCUUCAUACUUGGAGAAUGUGCUUUGGAAGUACUUCCAUGCUGAUGUUACAAAUAGUCACAUUGAAUUGAUUCUUGCGGUUGUGUUUUACGGUCUGGUGAUGCGUGGUUCGCUGGAUUCAUGGACAGUGUUGAAGGAAGACAAGAGUAAGGUGAAUGAGUUGCUCCAGAGAGUGCUCCAAACAACACUCAAGUCUACUUUAGAAGAUCAAAACGUCAACUUUGAAUACUUGACUUACUUGUUUUUGGGAUGUGUUGUUCGUUACGACGCUGAGCUCUUGCUUGAACAUGAACUCUACGAUAGAUGGUUAAAGGGUGUUCUAGAUAAGUAUAGUGAGCUAUUUUUGGAUGGUGUUGUGUCUUUAAAUAAUGCUAAGACGGCGGCUGCGUUGGUAUACUUUUUGGGCGUGGCCAAGGAGGCUGGCGUUACCUCUAUUACUGAUACUGUGGAAGGAAGAUGCUUUCUAUCUGUGUUUAGCAGUUGCGAUGAUCCCCAACUCGCCCAGCUUGUUAGAAAGCAACAGGGGAAGGUUGAACUAAAGACGUUUUCUCUGCUUCAACGGAAGGCAAAGGAACUUGGGGUUGAUUUUCUUGCUUUCUGUAUCCUGCCUUACGCCUUGAAUCCAUCAGAUGUCCAUGAAAAGCUUACUGAUUUGGAAUUGGAAACUCUUCAGGACAUAGCAGAGACGGUGGGGUACCUGGGAGAUUCUACAGAUACUGAGUUUCUUGCAAAUGUGGUUAUUCACAACAGCAUACCGCAACUAGACGAAAAACGGUACAUCACAGAGACGGAGCUUUUUGACCUUUUCAAUAUCCAGCCUACGCUUUCGCUUUCAGUUCCUUCGUUCUUUGGUGUAAAAGAGUCUGUACUGCUGUGGAAGUACGAAUCGUUUGCAUCUCUCAACCGCCAUCUCCUUCUGUGUCUUGGUCGGUUGGAUAUCAACAAACAAGGAAUCCAGGGCCAAAGCAAGUACCAUUCUGAGGUUGAAAAGACAGAAUCUAAAGGUCUGAACGUUCAGCUUAACUUGAAAGCCAACAGAAAAGAUAUACUUAAAGGUGACUUUGUGGUGAUAGUCCAGAUGGAUAAGCCUGUGAAGUUUGAACACUGCUCCAGACUCUGCCAGUAUGGACUUAGCAAAGCAAGGCUUGUAAAGGUGACUGGCGUUGGUCCCAAGACUGUUAAUGUUCAGCUUUUAGAACAGGACCAUCAGUACAAUGGGUUGUUCACUCUUCCAGAUAAGACCAUAGCAUCAUUGAUUGGUUCAAUUGGAAAUGGAGAGCCUGAAUCUUUGAAGAAGUUAAAUUUAGAAGUUAAUGUGGAUGAAGUCAAUGGUAACAUAGAGGAAUUGGCAAAGAAGGGAGAGACUGGAAACGUUCAAGUUGCCAAACCCACCGAGCAAUUCUCGCCUACGCUUGAGGAUGAGGAAAUUUCUAAUGAGGGACUAACAGACGACCAGUUGAAAGCGCUUCGUGAGAUACUUACUUCACGAGUGUCGUAUAUCGAAACUGGCCCUCACUGCGGUGAAGCAACGCUUGUCAAUGGCUUCCUCGAGACAAUUCUGCUUUCCCUGAAGGCUCUGGAACGCUCUUUGGUUAUCUUGCCAACCAAAACUCACGUUGAAAGGUUCCCAGUAGAGAAGAACCUUAACUCAUUGACAUUCAAGUGUGGUGAUAUAAAACAAACCAGGAUGCUUGCAGAUCACUUGCUUCAUGAAGUCGAAAGAAUUGCAUCUGCAUUGGGUUUGCACGAAUACGACUUUGGCUCUUCCUUGAGGCACGCCUUCAUGUUCUACGAAUCGCAUGUCAAGCCACGUUGGGAAGAGUACCUUAAAACGUUGAAGAAAACGUUAGCUUCCGUUUCAAAGUACCCUUUUGCUCAAUUUCAGUUCGAUGCAGAAAUACCGUUGAAAGAUGCUUUGGACAGUGUUGUGCUGCAUUAUAGUGCAAUCAAAAGUAUCUUUGCACAGAUCCAGCGGUUGCUUCCCCUUGACAAAGCCAACAUUAACACCCAUCCUGAAGAAGCAUUGCAAGCUCUUUGUACCUCGUUUCCUUUUGUUAUUUGCUCGCCUGAGUCUCUUCAUCUUGUGGGAAAUGACUUCGAUAACGUUAUCUCGUUUGCUGGUAUAAUCACUGAGGCUGUGAUUUCUGCAAAGACCAAGCGAGUAUCGCUUUUGGGAGACCAAUCUUUGCUUUCAUUGGAAGCGCUGGCUAAACUUAGUUUGCUGUCUAUUAGACCAGAAAUAGCCAACGUUUCCAAGCUCUCUACAGAGUACUCUGGGGAACCAUAUAACCCUGGCUUAGGAGACGUUUGUCAGUUGAUAAAAGUGCCGGCUAGCUCCAAACAGGUCAACGUCGAAGAAGGUACUUAUAUCGUUUCCCUUUACCAGUUCAUGCGUUUGCUAGGGUAUCGCCAAAAAGAUAUCUCGAUCGUGGUGACAUCCCCAUACGUCAAGGUGCUUAUCGAGGAAAUUCUCGAGGAAAAGGAUAUAAAGAAGGGUAGUCAGCCAAACGAUUCAGGCUCUGGGUUUGAAUUUGGAUGGCCUUUGAUUCAACUUGCUUCCUCGCCUUUGGUGCUGUCCAAGUAUGUCUUAUUCUCAUUGCAUGGAAACUUAAGCUUCAGAGACGUUAAGAGAGCUCUGGCAAGUGCUUCCAAGGGAUUCUACGCAUUUGGAUCACACGAUCUACCCUUUGACAUACCAGUCUCUGAUUUGAAGAUUUAUACUGGAGCUAGUCUUACUACCAACAAGGACGAUCGUGAACAUGGCCAUGAACCGUAUGUCAUGGAAGGGGCAGAGCAUAUGGAAGAGUACGUUGCCCAAUUGACAAAGGCCAGAAGGGGAAACAAGACUAAAGAAGAAGCAAAGGAGUCUUAG